AUCUCUUUCAUCAUUUCCCCCCAGACUCCCAUCUUCUCCCAAUAAUCCCUCCAAAAUCCUGCAUUCUUCUUUCUCUUCCACAGGUUGAUAUCCGUCGAAUUUGAUUUAUACCCUGCUGUGACGCUUCCCCGUCACCAUGUCCGAAACCCUGUUGAAGCCGGAGAAGGACUUCUCCAAGGAUGCUGACAAGCUGAUCCCCGAGGCUGAGCAGCUUGCUAAGACCGAUGUUCAGGGUGCCAUUGACAAGCUCCUUGUAUUGGAGAAGCAAGCAAGACAAGCUUCGGAUCUUGCCACAACAUCGCGCAUCCUUAUCACCAUCGUCACACUCAGCAAGAACUCAGGAGACUGGAACCUGCUGAACGACCAGGUGCUCCUGCUAUCCAAGAAGCAUGGCCAGCUCAAGCAGGCCGUAACGAAGAUGGUCCAGACGGUGAUGGGAUUCCUGGAUGAGACACCGAACUUGGAUGUCAAGCUGUCCGUCAUCCACACACUGCGGACUGUGACUGAGGGCAAGAUCUUCGUCGAAGUCGAGAGAGCCCGUGUGACCCGCAUCCUUUCCAACAUCAAGAAGACCCAAGGCGACCUGAACGCUGCUGCCGAUAUUCUUUGCGAGUUGCAAGUCGAGACAUUCGGUUCCAUGACCAGACGGGAAAAGACAGAGUUCAUCCUGGAGCAGGUUGCGCUCUGCAUAGAACGGGGCGACUGGACACAGGCCACCAUCCUCAGCCGCAAGAUCAACAAGAGAUACUUCAACCGCAAGCCGAAGAAGAGCCCGGAGGAAAUUGAGAAGCUGAAGAAGGAAGCCGAAGAGAAGGAGAAGACGCGUAGCCCGGAUGAGGCACCGAUGGAGGUGGACGAUGACGUGACCGACUUGAAGCUUCGCUACUAUGAACAACAGAUUAUCCUCGCCAAUCACGACUACAAAUAUCUGGAUGUUUGCAAACACUACCGGGAAGUGCUGGAUACGGAGUCGGUGGAGAACAACCCGGAGCAGCUUCGCGCCGUCCUCGCCAGGAUUGUCUACUACAUCGUCUUGUCUCCCUACGAUAAUGAACAGUCCGACCUGUUGCACCGCAUCCAACAGGACUCGCGGCUCUCCCUCGUCCCGGUUGAAGGCCGGCUAGUGAAGCUCUUCACCAUCCACGAGCUGAUGCGCUGGCCGAUGGUGGGCGAGCAAUUCGGUCCUCACCUCUGCAACACGGAUGUAUUCAAGCCUCAGCCCAGCCAGUCGGUCGAAGACCAGCCGUACCGGAGGUGGCAGGACCUCCGCAAGCGCGUGAUCGAGCAUAACGUGCGGGUGGUGGCCAAGUACUACACACGUAUCCAGAUGGGCCGGUUGACCGAACUGCUGGACCUGACGGAGGAGGAGACCGAGAAGUACAUCAGCGAGCUGGUCUGUUCGAAGACGAUCUACGCCAAGAUUGACCGUCCAGCCCGACUGGUCAACUUCGCCAAGCCUCGCGAUGCCGACGACGUGCUGAACGAAUGGAGCAGCGACAUGAAGAGCCUCCUGGGGCUGCUGGAGCGGAUCGACCAUCUGAUCACGAAGGAGGAGAUGAUGGCGCGGAUCCUCCCCACGCGAGAGAAGGGCAAAGCCCGGUAGAUUCUGAGUAGCAGAAUAGCAGAUAUACACAUUGAUGAUAGUAGAAUGGGACAAUAAUGACAUCGUCA
This is a messenger RNA of Aspergillus neoniger CBS 115656, 1671 nucleotides long. Its product is annotated as proteasome regulatory particle lid subunit RPN5. The transcript is spliced from 5 exons. Gene Ontology annotation, cellular component: cytoplasm; nuclear proteasome complex; proteasome regulatory particle, lid subcomplex. The coding region runs from base 137 to 1603 and encodes 488 amino acids. NCBI's taxonomy places the organism in Eukaryota, Fungi, Ascomycota, Eurotiomycetes, Eurotiales, Aspergillaceae. The record is from RefSeq and is a predicted model, not a curated record.